Messenger RNA from Peronospora farinosa, 855 nucleotides. Lineage: Eukaryota; Oomycota; Peronosporomycetes; Peronosporales; Peronosporaceae. The record is from the annotation of a GenBank genome assembly.
AUGUCUUCCCCUGGUUCUGAUCCACCGUCUGCUGACCCACCGUCCGCUGAUCCACCGUCUGAAGAGCCGACCUCGGUCGCCCCGGCGCCUCCAAUCGCCCCUGGUUCUAACCCCCCACCUGAUGACCCACCGUCUGAAGAGCCGACUUCGAUCGUCGUCACGCCUUCGGUUGACUCUCCAUGUAAAGGGGUGUCCUUGGCCGACCUUCCCGGGCCGGUGUCUUCGCCGUUGAGUGCUGCUGAAACUGUUGUCGUUCACAGCUCUCCUGUUUCCACCGCUUUGCCUCCUGCCGAGACAGCAGAUGCUCCUGUCACGCCGGCCCCCAUGGUUGACCAUCCGUCUUCCGUACCCGUCAACGUACGGGCAGCUCUGCAGGAACUGCAAGCUCUCGCGGACGCCCAUUCUCGUCGCAUAGAAGACUGCGAGGGUCGGCUAGGUGUCCUUCCCCCUUCGGCCACCUUGUUGGCCACUCGUUGUGAGCGGUUGAAGGAGACAUUGCGCGACAAUUCUCGGCUGGUGGCUCAACUCCGUGAAGCUCUCCAGCGCGAGAGUGCACUGGUGGACCGUCUGCGAUGGAAGGUCGACCACAUCCGAAGCCGGUACUCGCUUCUCUCCCCAGAGCUCGACCACGUCGACUUCUCUGACGGGCCACCUCCGGGACCAGCUACUCCUUCGGCAGCUUCGCCCCCGGCCGUAUGUUCCCCUUCGAGGCCGGCAAAAGCUCUUUGUAAACGUUCCCGGCGGCCGUCACCCCGGGUACCCGCCAAAGCCUCCAAGCUUCCGAGGCCCGACGCCUCUGCGAUACCGCUGUCGGCAGUCUCUGGUCGUCGUUCUCCUGUCGUGCUUAAGUCUUAG